UCUGGUUUGACGGCCUUACAUCUAGGACUCUGGACUCUGCAACCAAGUUACAUCUACAGCCCAUGCUCAAGAUACUGGGCAUUGGAGGACCGAGUAUCAGAGCAACUGCUACACCACCCGCAGGUCGGAAGAACCCACCGUACGCCAGAGGAACCUAGAGAUCCGCAACAAUGGCCUCUUCAUCCACACCACCAACACCACUCUUUUACUCUUGCAUUGCGCAUAACACCACCAUCCUCAGCGAGCACACAUCCUCCGCCUCCUCUCAAAGCUCGUCACUCGCCUCUCUCGUCCUCCCCAAGAUCACCCAUACGACGCCCCAGAAGCUAACCUACACGCACAAUAACAACUAUAUCCACUACAUCGCCUCGGCGCCCUCCGAGUACCCCCCAGCGCACGCCUCCGCCGGCGGCCUCACCUAUCUCGUAAUCGCGGACUCAUCGGUGGGACGACGCAUCCCCUUCGGCUUCCUCGUCGAGAUCCGAAAGCGCUUCUUGGAGAACUUCCCCGUCGAGAGCAAUGACUUCGCAAGUAUGGAGAGUUAUGGGGCGGGGAGUUUCAAUUCGGAGUUGAAAAAGCUGAUGGUGGAGUAUGGCACGACGCAGGGCGGCAAGCAGGACGCGAUUGCGAAUGCGCAGGGAGAGAUUGAUAAUGUGAGGGGCAUUAUGAGCCAGAAUAUUGAGAGCUUGCUUGAGAGGGGCGAGAGGAUCGAUCUUCUGGUCGAUAAGACGGAUCGGCUUGGGGGCAGCGCACACGAGUUCCGCAUAAGGAGCAGGGGGCUGAGGAGGCGGAUGUGGUGGAAGAACGUUCGAAUCAUGGCCCUUCUGACGGUGGUGGUCAUCUUCUUGAUCUACUUGUUUGUCGGGUUCGGAUGUGGGCUGCCGGGGUGGAGCAGAUGUGUCAGUCAUGGGAAGUAAGGUACAGCCGGUGAGAUAUUGGCGAAGAUAUGUAGGAUAUGGGUUUCAGGGAACAGGAAACAAAGUUUAUACCACCGGAGUUAGUAAUUCAAUCGGAGGCGAUGUAUUUAUAGCACAUCUCUUGUACACAGGCCAUAGCCUUCAACCCAGAAUUUUAUUAUAUGUACCUCCGCUCAUUGACGGCGUAUUUCAACAACUCAUAGUAUCAUGACGGGCAAUGCAUCUCCUAUCCAAGGAUGCUGCCAUCCCCAGAAGAAGGGAAAAAAGACUCCAAGCGCCAUAAUGUACACUCUCCCCAUUCAUACUUCACCCCCCUUCUCUCCUUCCAGCAGCACUCCCCAAACUCACAACCGGCUCCAACCCUCCCUCCUCACAUCAUCAUUAAACACAUACCCAGCG
Messenger RNA from Amorphotheca resinae ATCC 22711, 1316 nucleotides. RefSeq lists its product as hypothetical. The transcript has 2 exons. Bases 171 to 917 code for a protein of 248 amino acids. The record is from RefSeq and is a predicted model, not a curated record. Gene Ontology annotation, biological process: vesicle-mediated transport. Lineage: Eukaryota; Fungi; Ascomycota; Leotiomycetes; Helotiales; Amorphothecaceae. Gene Ontology annotation, cellular component: membrane.